This is a messenger RNA of Coccidioides posadasii C735 delta SOWgp, 1086 nucleotides long. RefSeq lists its product as uncharacterized. The record is from RefSeq and is a predicted model, not a curated record. NCBI's taxonomy places the organism in Eukaryota, Fungi, Ascomycota, Eurotiomycetes, Onygenales, Onygenaceae.
AUGGCUAUCUCCACUCAUCAAGCUCAACCGGUUACGUUGAGCCUACAGGAGCUUACUGAAGGUUCUGUGUCAUUUGAGGCACUGGCGGAGGCCUUUGGUCCUUCGUCCCUGGGAAUUAUCGUUGUUAAAGAUCUCCCUGAGAGGUUCAAGGACCUUAGAGCUCAAGUUCUAUCUAAUUCAUCGUAUUUGGCAUCAUUGCCUGCGGAUGAACUAGAAUCCCUCACUUGCGCCGAGGCAAAGUACUUGGUAGGAUGGUCAUGCGGGAAAGAAACCCUUCGAUCAGGGCAUUUCGAUACUUUGAAAGGAUCUUACUAUGUCAACUGUGCAUUUUAUCAGGACCCCGAUUUACAAAAUACGCCGGCUGAGGAUUACCCUGAUUUCCCACAAUAUACGGCGCCAAAUAUAUGGCCACCCACCGACAGACUGCCCACAUUUCGCCAAAGCCUGGUGGAACUGUGUACACUCAUAAUCGAUACCGCAGUUCUUGUUGCCCGAGCUUGCGAUCGCUAUGCCCAAGCUAAUAUCGACGGCUAUACACCAGGCUACCUUGAACAUGUUGUCAAAACCAGUACGACCACCAAGGCGCGGUUACUACACUAUUUCCCGAGUCCUGCAGAAAACAUAGCGAUUGACCAUGUUUCUUCUCAGGAAGAAGAAAAUCAAGAUGACUGGUGCGCGACACAUCUUGAUCACGGGUGCCUCACGGGUCUUACAUCCGCCAUGUUCGUUGACGAAGCAGCAAAUCCUCCGGGUGCAGAUCCUUCCAGAACAUUCCCCCUUCCGGAACUCGGCACAUCUCCAGACUCAAACGCAGGAUUGUAUAUCCGUUCAAGAACAGGUGAAGUUGUCAAAGUGAACAUACCGAAAGAUUGUCUCGCCUUCCAAACCGGAGAAGCACUGGAACUUAUAACCAAGGGCAAGUUCAAGGCGGUGCCGCAUUUUGUUAGAGGUGCGAAAACAACGGGUCAAGCACGAAUUGCGCGGAAUACGUUGGCUGUCUUUACGCAGCCAAAUCUGAGUGAAGAGGUGGAAACGGGAAAGACGUUUGCUGAUUUCGCGAGAGAAGUUGUCGAGAGGAAUCAUUAA